CUUCAUCCAAGCCGUGACUAGACAUUCGGUCAUGAGUCGGUGAAGAAGGGGGGCGCUCCAGGCUCGGCGUGGGAAACAGACCGACGCUUGAAGGCGCAUUACAUCCAGGAUCCCUGCUGCUCCAGGAGGAGCAGAAAGGUUGGGGCCAUGUCCUCGUCAGACGCCCCAAUGGGAGGGACCCCUCGUCCUGGGCCUUCCCCUGGACCUGGACCCUCUCCUGGGUCUAUGCUGGGCCCCAGCCCUGGUCCAUCUCCCGGUUCCUCUCAUGGCAUGAUGGGCCCCAGUCCUGGCCCCCCGACCUCUGGACAUCCACUGACAGGAACUGGUGGAUACCCCCCAGACACCCUCAACCCUCUACACAAAAACAUGGAGGGUCUUCACGAGAAGAGUAUGAGUGAUGAAAGCCGCUUCAGCCAGAUGAAAGGUCCAUCCCUGAGACAGGGUGGGCACAGCGGGAUGGGACCGCCACCCAGUCCCCUGGACCAACACUCUCAAGGUUACCACUCUCCAUUAGGUGGAUCUGACCAUUCAAGUCCAGUGCCAUCAAACGGCCCCCCUUCUGGUCCUCUUCUGCCAUCGUCAUCCUCUUCGUCGUCCUCUGUUGGCCCUGGAUCUGCCUCCACACCUCUGGAUGGUUCUAGUGGAGAACAGCACGUGAUGGGUUCCACCAACCGCCCUCCAGGCCCUCCCAGUUCGGGCUCAGGACCCAGUCCUGGACCUAGCCUUGGGUCAAAUGUGCCCAGCAUGGGAUCUGGGCUUGAAGCGGGCAGCCUCGCUGGACCUGGUGGCGCCACACCUUUCAAUCAAAAUCAACUGCACCAGCUCAGAGCUCAGAUAAUGGCCUACAAGAUGCUGGCCCGGGGCCAGCCUUUACCGGACCACCUUCAGAUGGCUGUUCAAGGGAAGAGGCCGAUGCCAGGCAUGCAGCAGCAGCCCAUGUCAAGCCUGGCUCCUGGAGGAGGACCUGUUGGUCCAGGCUACGGUCGAAUACAUGGAAUGAUGGGCCCGAGCAUGCCACCACCUGGUCCAUCUGGAUCCUCACUUGGCAUUCAAGGCCAAAACCCCAAUGGCCCUCCCAAGCCCUGGCCUGAAGGUCCUAUGGUGAACGCAGCGGCGCCCUCGACUGCCGCCCAAAAACUGAUCCCCCCGCAACCAACUGGCCGGCCCUCCCCUGCGCCACCCUCAGUCCCUCCCGCUGCCUCCCCAGUGAUGCCGCCCCAGACCCAGUCACCGGGCCAGCCUCCACAGCCCACGCCCAUGAUGCCUUACCACACCAAGCAAAAUCGCAUCACUCCCAUUCAGAAACCCUGCGGCCUCGACCCAGUGGAGAUUCUCCAAGAGAGAGAAUACAGAUUACAGGCUAGAAUCACUCAUCGUAUUGCUGAACUGGAGAACCUGCCGGGGUCUCUGGCUGGGGAUUUACGAACCAAAGCUACCAUAGAACUUAAAGCAUUGCGACUUUUGAACUUCCAGAGACAGCUGCGGCAGGAAGUUGUGGUGUGUAUGCGGCGUGACACCGCUUUAGAAACUGCCCUCGACGCCAAAGCUUACAAGAGAAGCAAACGUCAAAGCCUGCGUGAAGCUCGCAUCACGGAGAAACUGGAGAAGCAGCAGAAGAUCGAACAGGAGCGCAAGCGAAGGCAGAAGCAUCAGGAGUAUCUGAACAGCAUCCUUCAGCAUGCCAAAGACUUCAAGGAGUACCAUCGGUCCAUCACCGGCAAGAUGCAGAAGCUGACUAAGUCUGUAGCAACCUACCACGCCAACACUGAGCGGGAGCAGAAGAAAGAGAAUGAGCGCAUAGAGAAAGAGAGGAUGAGGAGACUCAUGGCAGAGGAUGAGGAGGGUUACCGGAAACUGAUUGACCAGAAGAAGGACAAGCGUCUGGCGUACCUCUUGCAGCAAACUGAUGAAUAUGUGGCCAACCUCACUGAGCUAGUGAGAGCACACAAGGCUGCGCAGGCGCUGAAGGAGAAGAAGAAGAAGAAAAAGAAGAAGAAGAAGAUGGAGAAUGCAGAAGGGCCAGCUCCUGCCAUGGGGCCGGAUGGAGAGCCUCUAGAUGAGACCAGCCAGAUGAGUGACUUGCCUGUGAAGGUCAUCCAUGUGGACAGUGGGAACAUCUUGACUGGGGUUGAUGCCCCCAAGGCUGGACAACUGGAGACCUGGCUGGAGAUGAACCCAGGGUAUGAGGUGGCUCCCCGGUCUGACAGUGAAGACAGUGAGGAGGAGGAGGAGGAAGAGCAGGAGGAAGAAGAGGAGCCUCAGCCUUCAACAGCUCCGUCUGAAGAGAAGAAGAAGAUCACAGACCCUGACUGUGAAGACGUCUCUGAGGUUGACGUCCAACACAUCAUUGAGAAUGCCAAGCAGGAUGUAGAUGAUGAAUACAGUGGAGCAGCGUUCGCCCGAGGGCUGCAGUCUUACUACGCCGUGGCUCACGCCGUCACAGAGAAGGUGGACAAACAGUCCAGUUUGUUGAUCAAUGGCCAGCUCAAACAGUACCAGAUUAAAGGACUGGAGUGGCUGGUUUCUCUCUACAACAACAACCUGAAUGGCAUUCUGGCCGAUGAGAUGGGGCUGGGAAAGACUAUCCAGACCAUCGCCCUCAUCACGUACCUCAUGGAGCACAAACGGCUGAACGGACCCUACCUCAUCAUCGUCCCGCUCUCGACUCUUUCUAACUGGGUCUAUGAGUUCGACAAGUGGGCACCAACAGUGGUGAAGGUGUCCUACAAGGGCUCACCUGCUGCCAGAAGAGCCUUCGUUCCUCAACUGCGGAGCGGAAAGUUUAAUGUUUUACUCACCACUUAUGAGUAUAUUAUCAAGGACAAGCAGGUCCUGGCUAAGAUCCGUUGGAAGUACAUGAUCGUGGACGAAGGCCACAGGAUGAAGAACCAUCACUGCAAGCUGACUCAAGUCCUUAACACCCACUACCUGGCUCCCAGGCGGGUGCUGCUGACCGGGACGCCGCUGCAGAACAAGCUCCCGGAGCUCUGGGCUCUCCUCAACUUCCUCCUGCCCACCAUCUUCAAAAGCUGCAGCACAUUCGAGCAGUGGUUCAACGCUCCUUUCGCCAUGACGGGAGAGAAGGUGGACCUUAAUGAGGAAGAGACCAUCUUGAUCAUCCGUCGCCUCCAUAAAGUGCUCCGUCCAUUCCUGUUGCGCCGAUUAAAGAAGGAAGUGGAGGCUCAGCUUCCAGAGAAGGUGGAGUAUGUCAUCAAGUGCGACAUGUCGUCUCUCCAGAGGGUUCUGUACCGACACAUGCAGGCCAAGGGCGUCCUGCUGACCGACGGCUCAGAGAAGGACAAGAAGGGAAAAGGAGGGACAAAGACACUGAUGAACACCAUCAUGCAGUUGAGGAAGAUCUGUAACCACCCAUACAUGUUCCAGCAGAUAGAGGAGUCCUUCUCUGAGCAUCUGGGUUUCUCCGGCGGGAUAGUGCAGGGGCCGGACUUGUAUCGAGCGUCAGGAAAGUUUGAGGUGUUGGAUCGGAUUCUCCCCAAGCUGAGAGCGACGAACCAUAAAGUGCUGCUGUUCUGCCAGAUGACAUCACUCAUGACUAUCAUGGAAGACUACUUUGCCUACCGCAGCUUUAAAUACCUGCGUUUGGAUGGUACCACCAAGGCUGAAGACCGGGGCAUGCUUUUAAAGACCUUCAACGACCCAGAGUCAGAGUACUUUAUCUUCCUCUUAAGUACCAGAGCUGGAGGUCUGGGUCUCAAUCUGCAGUCUGCCGACACUGUAGUGAUUUUCGAUUCGGACUGGAAUCCUCACCAGGACCUGCAGGCCCAGGACCGAGCUCACCGUAUCGGCCAGCAGAACGAGGUGCGCGUACUGCGCCUCUGCACCGUUAACAGCGUUGAGGAGAAAAUCUUGGCUGCUGCCAAGUACAAGCUCAACGUGGACCAGAAGGUCAUUCAGGCUGGCAUGUUUGACCAGAAGUCCUCCAGCCACGAGCGAAGGGCCUUCUUGCAGGCCAUUCUGGAGCAUGAGGAGCAAGACGAGGUCUGGGGUCAGGAAGUGUGUCUACGCAUGAAUGUGUGUUCGAGCACCUGCAACACACAAGUCAGUGAAGUUAACUUGCUUAUACUCUGUUUGCCAAUGUUUGUUUGUUGUAUUCAGGAGGAGGACGAGGUGCCUGACGACGAGACGGUCAACCAGAUGAUCGCUAGAAGUGAGGAGGAGUUCGACCAGUUCAUGCGUAUGGACUUGGACCGUCGGCGUGAGGAGGCUCGUAACCCUCGCCGUAAACCCCGACUGAUGGAGGAGGAUGAGCUCCCCACCUGGAUCAUGAAGGACGAUGCUGAGGUUGAGCGUCUGACUUGCGAGGAGGAAGAGGAGAAAAUGUUUGGUCGAGGUUCCAGGAAUCGAAAGGAAGUGGACUACAGCGACUCCCUCACUGAGAAGCAGUGGCUAAAGGCAAUUGAGGAAGGCACAUUGGACGAGGUAGAAGAAGAGGUGCGCCACAAGAAGACCACGCGCAAGAGAAAGCGAGGCCGAGACAUGGAUCUGCCCACGCCCUCUUCGUCCAGGGCGCGAGUCAACCUGGAGAAAGAUGACGACGGGAAGAGGCAGCGGAAAAGAGGGAGACCUCCCACAGAGAAACUUUCACCUAACCCCCCGGGCCUCACAAAGAAGAUGAGGAAAAUAGUGGAUGCAAUGAUCAAGUACAAAGACAGCGCCAGUGGACGUCAGCUGAGCGAGGUUUUUAUCCAGCUCCCGUCUCGUAAAGAGCUUCCAGAGUACUAUGAGCUUAUUCGCAAGCCGGUGGACUUCAGGAAGAUCAAGGAGAGGAUUCGAAAUCAUCGCUAUCGCAGCUUCGGUGACCUGGAGAGAGACGUCAUGCUGCUUUUCCAAAAUGCCCAGACAUUUAACCUGGAAGGAUCACUGAUAUACGAAGACUCCAUCGUGCUCCAGUCUGUCUUCACCAGCCUGAGGCAGAAGGUGGAGAACGAGGAAGAGAGUGAGGGCGAAGAGAGCGAGGAAGAGGAGGAUGAGCUGGAUGAGGGAUCUGAGUCUGAAUCUCGUUCUGUGAAGGUGAAGAUUCGUCUCAACAAGAAGGAUAAAACUGGGGAUCGUGGGAAGGGGCGCAGUCGGCGCGGGGGACGCACCAGAGCCAAACCUGUUGUCAGUGACGACGACUCUGAUGAAGAACAAGAAGAGGAGCCUUCUCUUAGUGCAUCUGAUGAAGACUCCUGAGCUGCCGAGACAUCUGGAGGCGAGACCAUUUGUUGCGCAAUCUCAGAAGUAAAACACCACACAUCCGUCUCUAUCAACCCUCAGUCACAUAAGAGCGAAAUAAGACAUCCAGUGCUGCGCCAGUCAACCUGAUUUGUCUGAGGGAAGAAACCCCUUGCAUCCAUGCAAGCACAGGUUUAAGCACACCAACUGUUUUCAACUGUUUCACUGAAUGUAGUACAUUUUAUUUUAUUUUUUAAUGCAGCCCCGCUGUUUUGUUGUGUUGCAAUAUCCUGCUUUCGAAAUCAGACCACUCUCCCUCUGCACGCCCUUCCUUUUGCAUAUUCGGGCCACUGUUGGACCUGGGUGUUUCCAGACUUGUCAGAAGCCCUUGAGCAACUCACCAUGGAUAUUUGACUGAGGUCUGAUGGAGACUUUAAAAACCUGCUGCUUCUCACUUCCAUCAUAAGUCUUGUGACUGAGUUACUUUUGGGAACUGGCUUCCUCCUCUGUUGUUAUGGCGGUGUUUCGGAUUUCUUAGCUUACUAUUUAUUGCUCUAUUUAAGCACCUUUAUGGUUUUGAUUUUAAGAUGAAGGACCAGAGGGACGGCGGCUCCUCUCUGCUCGUAAACGCCUCGUGGCUGAGUGGUGUUGGAUAUUCUGUGUAGACUCAUUAGGAGUGCUAAUUCAUUGUACAAGUCUAAAACCAGAGCUGUACUUCUCAUGUUAUGUUUGGUAGCUGAACUCAAGAACCAAAGCAUCAAUGUAUUUUCCCCCUCACUAUCGUGUCUGUCACUGUUGCUGAUAUUGAUGUAACAAUAAAUUGCAAGGAAUGUGA
Molecule: messenger RNA, 6010 nt
Organism: Synchiropus splendidus (mandarinfish)
Lineage: Eukaryota; Metazoa; Chordata; Actinopteri; Syngnathiformes; Callionymidae
Product: transcription activator BRG1-like
Exons: 33
Coding region: 148-5193 (1681 amino acids)
Biological process (GO): positive regulation of transcription by RNA polymerase II
Cellular component (GO): nucleus
Molecular function (GO): DNA binding; ATP binding; ATP-dependent chromatin remodeler activity
Source: RefSeq, a predicted model, not a curated record